AUGUCCACUGAGUUGGCGGACGAUUGGUCGACUCUAGCAGCAAAAGCGCAGGCACGGAUUUCUCAAUACAAACCUCAGCAGCAUCAGCAACACGCAAAUUUCCUCCCCGUGUCCCUAAAUGCAUUUAUUACCUGGCUACCUGAAGGUGGGCGUGAAUGUCUGGCUAGGGACAUCAUAGGUUCAAAAUCCGACAACGAACUUUAUGAUAUCUUUAGCAAUUUGCUUACAGGUCCUGCUACACCGAUGAGAGCACGUUCAAAGCCACCAUCAGUCAGCCCCUCCCCGCACGCAAAACGCGAGGCGCAUGUUGAGGCUGUAGCAGCCACGCUUACCCAACCAGAAAAGCGAACGUCACAGUUCAAGGAACUCUGUCUCAAACGCGAUGAUAAUCAUUGCGUGAUCACUGGCGAACUAGACAUUGAAUACUGGGAGGAGCUUAACCGCCCAGAGGAACCCUAUUUCGGACGGACCGAAGGCGCGCAUAUCAUUCCGUUUUGCUAUGCAUCAUGGGAAAGCGCCGAGGAUGCACCAAGUGGAACCUGCCAGCAAUGGGAGGUUUUAUACCGCUGCUUUCCCCUUGUCAGACAAGUCCAAGAAGGAAUCGGUACUGAAACAAUCAAUGAUACCUCAAAUGGGAUGACCCUACGCGCGAACAUCCAUGUCGAGUUUGGGAGAUUUACCAUCGCAUUAAAGCCAACUAAUGUGUACGAGGUCAAGACUUUCCCGCGCUUUCCCAAAUGGGAUAUUUCAGCACUGCCCACAAGUAGCACCAUCCACUUGACGCAAGCCGAUGAUGCGCAGGACGUAGCCCUGCCUAAGGCAGCUCUCUUAGACUGCCAUUACCGACUUUCUGAGAUUCUAAAUGCUUCGGGGAUGGGACAUGUUAUUGAUCGUUAUCUCAGAGACUGGGAGGACAUCAAGUGCGAGGCCCCAAAAACCCUCGAUGAGGCUGGUCGAACAAAUGUCAACGCAUUUCUGCAGGCUGGUUUGUGGGAGCAUGCUCUUGCUUGA
This is a messenger RNA of Penicillium roqueforti, 1011 nucleotides long. RefSeq names its product HNH endonuclease signature motif containing protein. The transcript has 4 exons. Bases 1 to 1011 code for a protein of 336 amino acids. The record is from RefSeq and is a predicted model, not a curated record. Lineage: Eukaryota; Fungi; Ascomycota; Eurotiomycetes; Eurotiales; Aspergillaceae.